This is a messenger RNA of Hippoglossus stenolepis (Pacific halibut), 2604 nucleotides long. Its product is annotated as BRCA1 associated protein. The coding region runs from base 303 to 2102 and encodes 599 amino acids. Gene Ontology annotation, biological process: Ras protein signal transduction; protein ubiquitination. The transcript is spliced from 13 exons. Gene Ontology annotation, molecular function: zinc ion binding; ubiquitin protein ligase activity; nucleic acid binding. Gene Ontology annotation, cellular component: cytoplasm. Lineage: Eukaryota; Metazoa; Chordata; Actinopteri; Pleuronectiformes; Pleuronectidae. The record is from RefSeq and is a predicted model, not a curated record.
UAACCACCGCUCCUUUGUUUUGUGUGCGAAGAAGAGUGACGUGCUAGAAACAGCUGGGAGCAGGAUGACUUGAGCGACUCUCGGUUUUAGCUACAAAACACUCGUGUAUUUUGUGUUCUUGGUCUGCGAAGACAACGCAGGAUGACGAACACACCGUAUUAACUACAGUUAAUGCGCCUCGGCUGGUUAAACGCAGACGCAAGUUAAGUUAGCGUGUUAGCUGGAGAUUUAGCAGGCUAGCUUAGCUGGCUGUCACCGGGUUGUUUAGUUCUCUGUUGAAGUGGCUGUUUCUGUCUUGACACAUGAGUGUGUCGCUGGUUGUUAUCCGCCUGGAACUAGCUGACCAGUCUCCGUCUCCCCUGGGUUUCCAGUACUCAGCUGAUGACGACAUGUCUGAGGAGGAGCGGCAGGACAAAGCUCUGGCUUUAGCCAAACACGCUCUGAGUGGAAAGACUGAGCUGGAGAGAUCAGCUGUUCUGCACCAACACAUUGGCAGCCGAGCCAUGGGGGACAUGGUGAUAGAAACCUUUGAGCCCAGCCCAGAUAAAGGAGGAGGUGAAGACCCUGGUGGUUCAGCCGAGCAGAGCAGUGAACUUCAGGCAGCAAACACUGAGGACACAGAGGGUUUACAGGAAAGCAGUGCAAUGGCAGUCACUGCUCCAGACUCGCCCUCCAAGCAGCUGCCCGACCAGAUCUCUUUCUUCAGUGGAAACCCCUCUGUGGAGAUCGUCUAUGGUAUUAUGCACCUCUACAAGACCAACAAAAUGACUUCACUGACUGAAGAUGUAAGACGUAGUGCCAUGGUGUGUAUCCUGACUGUCCCAGCAACCAUGACCAGCCAUGACCUCAUGAAGCUCAUGGCCCCAUUUAAUGAUGUAAUGGAGCAUAUGAAGAUCAUACGGGACUCCACUCCAAACCAGUACAUGGUUCUGAUAAAGUUUUGUAGACAGGCAGCUGCAGACAGUUUUUUCACAGCGUGUAACGGCCGCCAGUUCAACUCCAUAGAGGAAGCAGUGUGCCAACUGGUCUAUGUGGAGCGGGCAGAAGUUGUAAAGUCUGAAGAGGGAGCCAGUCUGCCGGUGAUGGAGCUCACCGAGGUGCCAAAGUGCACUGUGUGCCUGGAAAGAAUGGACGAGUCGGUUAACGGCAUCCUCACCACUCUCUGCAAUCACAGCUUUCACAGCCAGUGUCUCCAGCGGUGGGAAGAUGCCUCGUGUCCUGUAUGUAGGUACUGUCAAACACCAGAACCAGUUGAAGAGAACAAAUGCUUUGAGUGCGGCGUGCAGGAGAACCUGUGGAUUUGUUUGAUCUGCGGGCACAUCGGUUGUGGUCGCUACGUCAGCCGGCAUGCGUACAAGCACUUUGAGGAAACGCAGCAUACGUACGCUAUGCAGCUCACCAACCACCGUGUCUGGGACUACGCAGGAGAUAACUACGUGCACCGGCUGGUGGCCAGUAAGACUGAUGGGAAGAUGGUACAGUACGAGUGUGAGGGAGACACAUGUCAAGCUGAGAAAAUCGAUGCACUUCAACUUGAGUACUCGUACCUGCUGACGAGUCAACUGGAGUCUCAGAGGAUUUACUGGGAGAAUAAGAUCGUUCAUCUGGAGAAGGAGACAGCCGAGGAGAUAAACAACAUGAAGGCUAAAUUUAAGGAAACCUUGGAGCGAUGUGAUAACUUGGAGCGUCGAUUAGGAGAAAUAACCAAAGACAAGCAGGGCAUGGAGAAAAAGUACACUCAGUUAAACAGUCGAGUGGUGAAGCUGAGCCACGACCUGAAGGAGGAGCAGGAGAUGAACCACUGUCUGAGAUCCAAUCAGAUGCAGCUGCAGUCCCAGCUGGCAGACGAGGAGCGCAAAGGAAAAGAGAGUGUAGCUCAUAAGGAUGGGACAAUAUCAGAGCUGCAGGAGCAGCUGAGAGACGUGAUGUUUUAUCUGGAGACGCAGCAGCAGAUUGAGCACCUGCCUCCAGAGGCUCGCAGUGAGAUCCAGGAGGGACAGAUCAACAUCGGAGCCAGCCCGGCAGACAGCGCACUGGGCUCGGCAGGAGCAGGCCCCUCCUCUGGCAGAGGCAGGAGAGGCCGGGGCAGGAAGAGGAAGUAGGCAGUUAUACAAUCUACUGGAAACGAAUCGCUGCCUCCAACCAGGGGUUGUCCAUGGUUGUCCAUUUAUUAACCUGUGUCUACAUCAUUGUGGCUCCUCAGAAAGCACUAAGAGGAGAAAUGAAGAUGUGAGACACUCUACGAGUAAAUCGUGAUAUUUACCUGCACAGUUAUCCUCCUUAACUUAAUGUAGCUUCUCUAAGAAGAAAAGUGGAAGAUGUGAGUGGAUUUCUCAUUAAAGCCACAACGACCUUUGUGGUUUCCAAACAUAUUGAUAUGAAUAUCUUCUGUUUCCAAAUCUUAAAAGAUCUAUUUUGGUCAAAGAUUGUAUUUAUUUGAUCAAAAUAAUGUUUGUUUGUGCUCAGUCUAAGACUCUGUGAUUGUACUUGUUAUCAAAGUCUGUGACAUCUUUAUUUUUCUUUAAAAUGUAAAGAUGCUGUUUCUUUUAAACUUUUUUUGUCAGUUCUUAAGUAAAAUCCUGAAGUGUUUUCUUUUGAAAAUAA